UAACAUUAGCUGCUUGGAUUGUGGUGGCUAGCUAUUGCCACUUGUUUUUGUAAGGUUACUUUAAGAGCUGUGCUCUUAAUUUAACGAGUCUAAUUUUUAACUUAAUUCUUAAGUGAAAUCCUUACUCGAUGUCACAUGUUUGUCCUCAAAAUUAGGAAAUAUUGUACGUUCCAUCAGGCACGUUUACUUCGCCACCUUGACGUUAGCGGGCUAAAAUGUAGCUAGAAUUAGCUAGAGUGAAGACUGCUAGCGUACAGGGUAGCUAGGUCAUGACGAGCGUUGUAUGUAACUGUCAAGUUACUAUCUCAAUAGUGUUAUUGACUGGUUAAUGGUACCCUGUUUUUUAUAGUGCUGUUCAUAUUUGCCCCUUAAGUAUGAAAGUCGUGUGGAUGUCACUGAUUUGUGUGGGUUUUCAAGUUUGUCAGAACAGAGGGAUAGCCGUAGCGUUACCCUAUUUGACAUCGAAACACCUGGUCAUCAUCAUCGUUUGUGAUGGAGCCUUCGUUAAAUCAUAGUUAGUCUGUAUAGCUAGUUAUUUACAAACUGACGUGACGAAUGUUACCCCGUACUGCACCUUCGUGUGUGAUCUGUUCAAAUAUUAACGUUAGUGUUGACCUGGCGUGUGUGUGGUUUACUGCAUGUGUGUUUAAUGUUGCAUCCCAUCUAAGGCGUUCUCAUAGACCGUGAUCAACACUGUAUUUAUAGGUCCUAGCAUUACAUUCUUUCAUUGUUACUAAUUAGCUACAGUGUAUAUUUGGUUUUGCCAUUUACAAACGUAAGUCAAUUGACGUUGUGCAUGUUUUUGCAUAAACUCAACUGUACGCAAACCUCACACUCCUCGUCCAAGUACAAGCAUCCGACCAUAGAGGUCAUUACGUAAGCAUGUUGUAGUGAUGUUAAGUUGGCAAACGAUCCGACUCUUUUCAACGGCUCUUAGGUACGAACGAAAGGAACCGAGUCAUACUUGAGAGCCGUUCUUUUUAUCGUUGUGCUCAAAUGUCACUGCAUGCCCUUAGGUGAACAGUGGAAACUAGCCUGUCACACGAUGUAGAAGUUGUAGCGUUAGGUUUCUUAAAGGCAGAAUGAGCGGGAUUUGUAAUGGUGUUUGUAAACACAGCAUUCACAGUUGGCCCCUCCUUCCUAGCUCCAGCGAAAGAGAGGGCAGCAGUGGUGGAGGGAAUUCGAGAAUGAAUCAAAAGUGGGAGGGGAGGUAGCAAGAACAAAGCAGUGAAUCAGAGUAAUUCAACUUUUUUUCUGAUCGUUUCUUGAGGGUUACGUUCUAAAGCACAACAUAUACAUGGCCACACCUCGGCACCACCCUGCUGGAAGGAUUUGGUGUGAAGGCAGAUAAAGCGCACACUUCAUUUACUGUCUGCUACACCUAGUCCACACGUGCAAAAUGUCAUUAUAUUGGUGGGAUGUCUACGUUUGAAUCAAUAGCUGACACCCACUGAGCACUGUUUGAUUGUAAAGCUUUGACACAUUUGGAUUAUUGUGUGCAUGUUGCAGGGUUGGAAAUUAGAAUCCGCUACCCGACAAAUGCGUGUGAAUUUGUGAAGUGGUGGGUGAAUUUGAUCAACCUACCUGCUACAGCUGAUGUCACUAGGCCUAUGCAAGAGGAGACAACUCGAGUUAAAGAACCAAAAGUUAAAAGCAGUUGGCCGGCAGUGCCGCUCGUGGGGGCGGAAUCGACUGGCUGCUGGUGGGUGUGGCCGGCGGGCUGGCUCCACCCCCUCCGGGCGGCAGCCUGCGCUCUCAGCCGCCCCCUCCUCCUCCUCCUCCUCCUCCUCCUCCUCGCUCGCCUGCCCUGCGUGCCCGCGCCCAUGCCCCCACUGCCUCACGGGCCUCGAACGCCAUGUGCGUCCCGCACAGCAUGGAGGCGGGAAAGCACAGUGGUGGCCACGGCCAAGGUCAGACACCGCAGCAGCAGCAGCAGCAGCAGCAGCAGCAGCAGCAGCAGCAGCAGACCCAGACACAGCAGCAGGUUGUGGCCGCGAGGCUGCGCCCUGGAGGUGUGCCUCUGGAGCCCUUUGUGCACCAGGUGGGCGGACACACCAGCAUGAUGCGCUAUGACGACCACACCGUCUGCAAGCCCCUCAUCUCCCGUGAGCAGCGCUUCUAUGAGUCUCUGCCCCCUGAGAUGAAGGAGUUCACUCCUGAGUACAAAGGUGUGGUGUUGGUGUGUUUCGAGGGAGACCGAGAUGGCUACAUUAACCUGGUGGCGUACCCAUACGUGGAGAGCGAGGGGCUGGAGCAGCAGCAGGAGGAGCAGGUGGACCGGGAGCGCGAGCGAGACCAACCCCGCCGUAAGCACUCCCGCCGCAGCCUGCACCGCUCCAGCAGCGACAGCCACAAGGAGGACAGGCCGGCCCACGAGAGCGACAGCAGCGACAAUUUGCAGGAGUUGAAGAGCCCCCGACUAGAACUGCACAUGCACUCCGAGGUGCCAUUCCAGAUGCUGGAUGGGAACAGCGGCCUUAGUUCAGAGAAGAUUAGCCACAACCCGUGGAGCCUGCGCUGCCACAAGCAACAGCUGAGCCGCAUGCGCUCCGAAUCCAAAGAUAGCAAGCUCUACAAAUUCCUGUUGUUGGAGAAUGUGGUGCAUCACUUCAGCUAUCCUUGCAUCCUGGACCUGAAGAUGGGCACGCGUCAGCACGGGGACGACGCGUCCGAGGAGAAGGCCGCACGCCAGAUGAAGAAGUGUGAGCAGAGCACCUCUGCAACGCUCGGGGUGCGCGUCUGUGGCAUGCAGGUGUACCAGAUGGACACGGGCCAUUAUCUGUGCCUAAACAAGUACUAUGGCCGCGGCCUGUCCAUCGAGGGCUUCACGGAUGCUCUCCGCCAGUUCAUGCACAACGGCGCCCAGUUGAGGCGGGACCUGUUCGAUCCCAUCCUCAGCAAGCUGCGCAGUCUGAAAGCCGUGCUGGAGCGGCAGGCGUCGUACCGCUUCUACUCCAGCUCACUGCUCAUCAUCUACGAGGGCAAGGGGCCGGAGGCGGAGGUCUGGACCAAAGCAGAACUCAUGGCCAAUGACAAGGAUAUAGGUCAAGGCCUGUUGCUUCCCCACAACCCACAGGGACCCCCUCAACAACCCUUGGCGGCGGCGGCUCCCGGUGCCCACCCAGCUGUAGACCUCCUCCUCCCACCUCCACAGGAGCCCCCCGUCCCCCUCCCCGUCCCCCCCCUCCUUCACCCCCUCUCAGGGGAGAGCCAAGCCCAUCCGCAGCCUCCCAGUGUGGACGUCCGCAUGAUAGAUUUUGCCCACAGCACCUUUAAAGGCUUCCGAGAUGAUCAGACAGUGCAUGACGGGCCUGAUCGGGGCUAUGUGUUUGGACUAGAAAGCCUCAUCAAGGUCCUGGAGGCCAUCAGGGAAGAGAACAAGUAACUGACAUAACCAGCCCUCUACACUUGAUUAACUGUUUUUUGUUUUUGGUUUUUAACUUUCCCUCUUGCAUUCUGUCCUCACUCCCCCCUCCGUCUGUCCGACCUCAACUUCAUUUGACUCUUCAACAAAGCCUAUCCCUGAUAUUACCUUAAAGAGAACUGGACAGAGCUAAGAGACAUCUGUGAGAAGUAAAAGCACAUAGAAAAUAGGGAGAAGCCGCUUUGCAUGGAUGCAAACAAACAGACAGACAGACAGACAGACAGACUGACAGACUGUAGAGGGCUCUCCAUCACAAGUGAGGAGGACCCUGCUGCUCGUCUCCGAUGCAGUCCCCACUCCCCCCAUGGACACGAGCCGCUUUGGCCCACUGUGUGAAGAGGGCAUGUCGCCACCAUGUGGCCAAGCCGUAGUAUUGUAAAGCAGGCGUGUAUUUGCCAGACAGCCACAGCUCAGGGGCUAGUCCAGGGUCAGGCCCUGCCGCUACACUGUGGGGUUGCUUAUGCAGGGACAAAGUCUGUGUGUGUUCACACUUACAGGCAGUUCGAUUGGAUGGCUGUGGGUGUCCUACUAAAAAAAAAUCAUCCUCUAUAGCAGUAUUACCAAGCAGGGCAAGGCAGUGGAACAGUGUCCCUGUGAUGUGUGUGUGUGUGUGUGUGGGGGGGGGGGGGGGGGGUUGUAUUGUAAAGGGAGUUUUGAGGUAACCAGGUUCCUUUAUAUGAAACCAAAAGAAGGUGAACCCACCCUACCACUUCAUGGACUGAGUGCAAAUGACCCCACAGCCUGUCUGUUUGGGAAUUGCAUAUAAACAGGUCAUUUAUUUAUUUUAAUGUUGCUUUAUAGUAGCCAUCUUAUCCAGCUCCAUUUUAAUGCUGUCAUUUGCAUUUGUUGUCGUUUACUUUUCCAGUCUAGCCUGUUCUUCUGGAGACAGCCAUCUUUUUCUUUUCAUUGUUUUUGGUUUGAAACGCCCUUGUGUAAUUGUAGUGGAUGUUCCAUUAGGUAUGUGUAGGGGGCCGUGUGUGGACACACCUGAAGCUGUUUCUUCUGAUCGCUCUCCCUUGUGUUACAAAAGCCUUUUUUUUUUUUUGUCAAAUCCAAAGAGAAAGUACUCCUCAUACCAUUUGCACUGUAAAACAUUGGAAGGCAUGAUUUAAUUUAUUUUAUUUUUUUCAUCAAUUUUGUUAUUUUUGUGGUUGGGGGUUAUUGCUUAGGGACUGUCUAUAAAUGAAUCACACUAAUUUCACAGUGUCCUUGUCCUCCAUCAGCACAUGUAGCAAGAUGUACAGAAAAGAAACGUAGAGAACCUAACUCCACCUCCUCGUCCCGAACAACUGUUUUGCCUGCGUUUCCUGUCCUCACUAAUUUUGGGAUGUUUCCCCUGUUGUGACACUCAUGUAGGAUGUCUUCUGUGUAAAAGAAACCCAUUAUACACUGUAUUCAUUGAUACUGUUGGUGUAGAAAGAAGUGGACUCAUUAAUGUCCUACCCCUACCCCUAGCACGGAACAGUCCAGAAGUGGUUUACAGUGGCCAUACGGAUUCCCUCAGAGCACUCUGUGAGAGGACGUCUGUCUGUCUGUCUGUCUGUCUGUCUGUCUGUACUCGGGUUAGCUGGGUGUGCACCUAUAGUCAACAUACAGGGGCUAGUCCACAGGGUUCUUGCAGUUGACUUGCUCUAUAUAUGACAGUACUGCACUGCAACUGUUCAAGAAGUGCUGUUCAUUUGCACUGAUCAUAGUGGAUCAAUAAAUGGAUCUGGACAGCAGCUGCUGUUGUAUCCGAGUCCACAGAAAGCAAACGUUUCCUUUCUGUGGCUAGUUCUGACCCUAUUUAUUGAAGAUAUGCUCACCUUUUAACUUGUAUGAAGACACAAACAUAUUAUGGCGCAGUGACAGAUUAUUUAUCAGUUAGCAAGCUGGUUAUUCAAAUGCAAUUUGGCACUACUAGAUGAUGUUGUUAUAAAGUACGUUUCAUCAGGUGGAAGUUGAUGGUUAAGCCAACUGCAAAGCUCCUUUUGGUGCCCCCCAGAGUCUGAUUUUGAUUAGGUACUUGUUUGGUUCAGGAUGAGUUUUUUUGUUUUCUUUUGUUCUUUUGUUUUAGCAGUCAGUUUGUAUGAAAAGAGAGAAAGACAAAAAAAAAAGAUGUUGAAGUGAACAGAUGUGCCAGAGACAUAGAUAGUCCAGCGAUGGGGUUGAAGGGAAAUGAGUCCACAUGUUCAAGGAUUAAGAUGAAGAGAAAAAAGGCCUCGUCUGUGGUAGAUGUUUAUCUUUCCAGAGAAGUGAGAUAUAUUUACCUGUAGAGAAAUACUAUUACCCAUCCCCCAAAAGAGUUUCCUUUUGUUGUUGCAUGGAUGGAUAUUUUUUUAAGAAAAACCUAUAUAUAAUAUGACAUCUUUAUGACAACUUUGAAUGUGAGCUAUAAAACAUUUAUUUAAGAAA
This is a messenger RNA of Clupea harengus (Atlantic herring), 5818 nucleotides long. It is a transcript of the gene ip6k1, whose product is annotated as inositol hexakisphosphate kinase 1. The record is from RefSeq and is a predicted model, not a curated record. Gene Ontology annotation, cellular component: nucleus; cytoplasm. Gene Ontology annotation, molecular function: inositol hexakisphosphate kinase activity. Gene Ontology annotation, biological process: phosphatidylinositol phosphate biosynthetic process; inositol phosphate biosynthetic process. Lineage: Eukaryota; Metazoa; Chordata; Actinopteri; Clupeiformes; Clupeidae.